AUGUUCCUCAAAGACGAGUACCCUCCCAAGGCAAUCCUUCUUGAAUACAUUCCGAACAUGAAGCAGCUUCACAGGAAAAACUACACGGAUGCCAAGCGCGACAACUUCAUCAAGGGCCUUGCGGAGAUCCACGCGGCUGGAGUAAUUCACGACGACAUUCAUCCGAGAAGCAUGAUGGUUGUGAAGGGGGACCCGGAGAGAGCGAUCUGGAUCGAUUCCGACAGGGCGCAGACCUGGGAUAAUGAUAACCUCACGGGCAAAGAGAAGGAAUGGCUGCAAUUCGAGAGUGAGCUUGCUGCGGAUCAGCUGGGAAUGAUGAAGGCCGAUGCGGAGGAGGGACAGACGAACAAGACUGCGCGUUUCUAUUGGUAG
Messenger RNA from Aspergillus calidoustus, 372 nucleotides. The record is from the annotation of a GenBank genome assembly. NCBI's taxonomy places the organism in Eukaryota, Fungi, Ascomycota, Eurotiomycetes, Eurotiales, Aspergillaceae.